CACCAAGCUCGAUGACAUCACGAGGUUCUGGAACGCUGUGACUGUAAAUUCGAUUGUGUCCGUUUCUGGCGGGAAAAUGUAGCGAGCGGAGGAGUUACCAUCAGAAAGAGAGGAGGAAGCAAGUGUCCCAGUGGGGCAAUGUCAGCCUGACUGCUGGGACUUGGGGCUGAGCUGGCCGCAAACACUGUGUAUAUAGAAGCCUAUUCAUGCCCCUCACCCUGCCAUGGUGUUCCUCCGGGAGGGGAUAUGUCCCGGAGCCACCGCCCAGCUCAUCCAGGCUUUAAAAGACCAGAAUGUAGUAACAGUGAUGCACUUGGUGUCUGCAGAUGUUGAAGACCUGGCACAGAAAUGUUCUGUUUCCUACAAGACACUGGUCGCUGUGAGGCGUGUGCUACUUGCCCAGUAUUCCCCAUUCCCUUCCAACGGUGCUGAUCUCUACGAGGAACUUCUAGGUUCCACGGCCAUCUUGUCAACAGGAAACCAGAAAUUGGACUCGUUGCUGGACUCGGGCCUUUACACUGGAGAGCUGACAGAGUUUGUUGGAGCGCCAGGCACUGGAAAGACACAGGUGUGCCUCAGUUUAGCAGUGAACAUAUCGUGUGAGCUGAAGCAGAAAGUCCUCUACAUUGAUUCGACUGGGGGACUGACUGCCUCUCGUCUCCUGCAUCUGAUUCAAAACCAGGUUGACGGCGUGGAAGGACAGAGUGAAGCUCUCCAGAGGAUAGAGGUGGUGCGUGUGUUUGAAGUGUACCGAUUGCUGGACAUACUGCAGGACCUCAGGAUGAGUUUCACACGCCAGGUGUCGGGCGCUCGCAGUUCAGUAAAAGCUGUUGUGAUCGAUUCUGUCUCCGCUGUACUCUCCUCCAUUUUGGGCGGUCACCAGCUGGAAGGCAUGUCUCUCAUGAUGCAGCUUGCGAGGGAAUUGAAGACUAUGGCCAGAGAGCUGGGUGUCGCUGUAAUAGUGACAAACUGUGUCGUCCAGGACACUGGUGGGGGUGUGAAGCCAGCUCUAGGACGCUCGUGGAGUUACGUUCCCAACAUUCGCAUCCUGCUCCAGCACAGGACAGAAGGAGUGGGUCCGCAUUCCGGGAAGCGCAGUGCAACUAUACUGAAAUCAUCUCGGCAGCCUACCAAAAUAAGCACAGAGUUUGACAUCACUUCCUAUGGAACACUGAGCAACCAAGCUGCUUCUUCUCAACACCCUGCUGGUGAUCUUGGCAGCAACUAAUAAAGCCUGGCUGGACCUUCUGUAAAUGUGGAGCUGUGUUUAAAUGUUUCUAUUACAAUGAUUGCAUAAAGAAAAGUUUGAUGAAGAUGAGGCCAUUACCUCCCCUCACCUUUUGAAGACUGGGAACAGUUCCAUGGCUGCCAAUUGUCCUUAUCUAGUGCCCAUUCUUUCUGUUGUGGCUGCAGAAGAGUCAGCCUCCCUCCUUGUUAUGAGCAAAUGGCCUGUGAGAGGUAGCAUUCAGAUGUUGGAAAUCUCAAGAACCUAUAUAGUGGUGACCCUCAUGUAUCCAGGUGUGACAGCAAUGCACCGUGCAGUUAGGUUUUAUUAAAAUUAUUGUUUUCAGGCCACAGCUUUAAAGACCUUGAGGUCUGGAUGCGACAUGCAACUGUAAAAGGUACGGUGUUGUAGUAGAUUAAACAGUAAAUGCAUGGUUGCCUUCAUGCAGCAACAACAAACAAGUUGCAUUUAUAUAUAUCACCAGUGUAAGGUUACAUUUUAUAGCCUGCAUACUGUGUCCAUAGUCUUGCCAGAGGGAAUUGUUGGGCGGUCUUCUCCUGGCACAUUAUAAGGCAAUCAAAACAACCUUGAGCCCAUGUGCACUAAAGGGUGCUGUUGACAUGCAGUGCUCUCCAGCUACUUUUGAGCACUCAGCCUUUCUCUCCUUGGGAGUGGGUGACCUGGAAUGCUGAACAGACCAGCUCUCCUUUAGUUGGGGAUUCAGCUACAUUAAUGAUGCCAGCCAAUAUGAUUGUGAUUAAAGAACAAUAACCAUAUAAUCUACAAUAUAUUCUAUUCAGGUGCAGCAUGAUCCCUUGAGGCUACAUGGACAUAGCAAUAUUAUCCUGAAAUUUGCAGUCCCUGCCUAAUACUGUCGCUUCUGUAUAAUUGAAGUGUAAAUACAUUUAAUUAAUUAUGUUAGCCUGUGUGGCUGAGUAUUGAAUGUGCUUCCCACAUUGGAAUUGAAAGGAAACAGACUUAAAUCCCAAUGCUUGGGAAACUGACCCAAUGCUGGGUCAAUUGUUAGAUAUCAGGUCGGGCACUGGAGAUGUAUACUCCCCAUUCUACUGCUAAGGGGCUAACAGUGGCUUAAGCUCCAAACUUGAAGUGAUCUCAUAGUGUGCGAUUCUUGCAACAGCCACAAAGUGGAAUCUGUAAUCAUUUUUUAAAAAUUAAAAUGUAUUAAAAUUAAAGUUUAAAAAA
Messenger RNA from Carcharodon carcharias (great white shark), 2428 nucleotides. RefSeq names its product RAD51 paralog D (gene rad51d). The transcript has 10 exons. Gene Ontology annotation, molecular function: four-way junction DNA binding; ATP binding; single-stranded DNA binding. Lineage: Eukaryota; Metazoa; Chordata; Chondrichthyes; Lamniformes; Lamnidae. Gene Ontology annotation, biological process: double-strand break repair via homologous recombination; DNA strand invasion; telomere maintenance. The coding region runs from base 224 to 1228 and encodes 334 amino acids. Gene Ontology annotation, cellular component: Rad51B-Rad51C-Rad51D-XRCC2 complex; replication fork; centrosome. The record is from RefSeq and is a predicted model, not a curated record.